CAGUGGACGGAUGUGAUUGGUGCAGACUUGGUAUAUCCAAAUAUCAAAUACCUAAAAUGGUUGGAUUUUGAAGAGGAAAUGGCAGCGAUUUCCCUGACAGUUGCUCUCUGGGCUUCAUCUCCAACUCCAACUUCGAGAAAUCUAAGGAGGCAGGGACUGAACAGUUCAUCCUUCAUCCAUCCCUGCAACGCCCUUUCUUCUCAUACUUGGUCUUUGUCUUGCUUGCAAUUGGCUUCACCUCUUUCUGCAACUCAAUUAACUCACCGCCAUGGCUGGGCUGUUAUGGGUUGCCUUCCUUCUUCCUCGGAGAGUAGUACAAGAGGCUUCACCAAGCUCUAUGUUAGUGGACUUUCAUUCAGAACCACUGAGGAUAGCUUGCGAAAUGCUUUUCAGAAUUUUGGCAAUCUUGUUGAAGUCAAACUUGUGAUGGAUAGAAUAGCAAAUAGACCAAGGGGCUUUGCUUUCCUUCGUUAUGCAACCGAGGAGGAAUCUAAGAAAGCCAUUGAGGGGAUGCAUGGAAAGUUUCUGGAUGGCAGGGUCAUAUUUGUGGAAAUUGCAAAGCCAAGAUCAGAGCUGCGCCAAAAGCAAACUCCUAGACAAUAUUGAGCUGCUUGGUUUUCGCUGUUUACUUGAGCCUGUCUUGGUUAUGAGCAUUGAAAUGACUUUCUUUUCGUGCAUCCACUCAGAUAUUUUAAUAGGUGAAACUAUGGCUAUGUGCAAGGGAUUAUAGGGGCAAUCUCGGAAGGUACCAAUAACCUCUUGAUGAAAAGUGAUAACCAUGAAGUCAUUGCAUGUCUACAAGACACAUCAGGGACGUUGGCUCUAUCUGUCGCCAAACAUUUGACACUAUCUUCUUACUUAGACCUGUAUUCUUUUCAUUAUGUCUUAAGGGAUGCUAAUUCUGUUGCUGACUCACUACAUUGCUUUAUUUAAUAAAAGAUAAAAUGAUUUGAUCCAA
Molecule: messenger RNA, 958 nt
Organism: Macadamia integrifolia
Lineage: Eukaryota; Viridiplantae; Streptophyta; Magnoliopsida; Proteales; Proteaceae
Product: organelle RRM domain-containing protein 6, chloroplastic
Exons: 5
Coding region: 79-606 (175 amino acids)
Biological process (GO): chloroplast mRNA modification; cytidine to uridine editing
Cellular component (GO): chloroplast
Molecular function (GO): RNA binding
Source: RefSeq, a predicted model, not a curated record